AUGAAGCAAGAUACAACAUCUUCAUUGACCUGCAAGAUAAAUUGCACCAAAAUAUAUCGAAGAACCUUAGUUGCUAUUGGGACACAUGAUUUGGAUACAAUAGAGGGUCCUUUUUCCUAUGAGGCUUUACCACCUCAAGAGAUUAAUUUUGUGCCUUUAAAGCAGGAGAAAAUUUUCAGGGUUGAUGAGCUGUUGGAAUAUUACAAAUCAGAUAUAAAGCUUAAGAAGUUCUUGCAUAUAAUUGAGAACUCUCCUGCGUACCCAAUGAUCUAUGACAGAAAUAGGUAA
This is a messenger RNA of Zingiber officinale, 288 nucleotides long. Its product is annotated as phenylalanine--tRNA ligase beta subunit, cytoplasmic-like. The transcript is spliced from 5 exons. Lineage: Eukaryota; Viridiplantae; Streptophyta; Magnoliopsida; Zingiberales; Zingiberaceae. The record is from RefSeq and is a predicted model, not a curated record. Gene Ontology annotation, cellular component: phenylalanine-tRNA ligase complex. Gene Ontology annotation, biological process: phenylalanyl-tRNA aminoacylation. Bases 1 to 288 code for a protein of 95 amino acids. Gene Ontology annotation, molecular function: phenylalanine-tRNA ligase activity.